AUGGCCGCCGCUCGUGUCCCGCUCUGGGCAGUCUGUGUGCUGCGGCUGGCGCUGGCAACAGUCUACUUCCAGGAGGACUUUCUAGAUGGAGAGCGCUGGAGGAACCGAUGGGUGCAGUCCACCAAUGACUCCCAAUUUGGGUAUUUUAGACUCUCGUCCGGGAAAUUUUAUGGUCAUAAAGAGAAAGACAAAGGUCUGCAGACCACUCAAAAUAGCCGAUUCUACGCCAUCUCUGCACGGUUCAAACCAUUUAGCAAUAAAGGGAAGACUCUGAUCAUUCAGUACACCGUGAAACAUGAGCAGAAGAUGGACUGUGGAGGGGGCUACAUUAAGCUCUUCCCUGCAGAUGUGGAUCAGAAGAACCUGAAUGGAAAAUCCCAGUACUAUAUUAUGUUUGGACCUGAUAUUUGUGGAUUUGAUGUCAAGAAAGUUCAUGUUAUUUUACAUUUCAAGAAUCAGUAUCACUCAAACAAGAAAUCAAUCAGGUGUAAGGUUGAUGGCUUCACACACCUCUACACUUUGAUUUUAAGACCAGACCUCACUUACGAAGUGAAAAUUGAUGGUCAGUCGAUUGAAUCCGGCAGCAUAGAGUAUGACUGGCAGCUCACAUCACUGAAGAAAAUGGAGAAGGCUUCAGCAGAGUCUGAGGACUGGGACCAGGCUACAGAGGGCAAAUCCCAGGCCUGGGAGAAGCACUUUCUGGAUGCCAGCGCCAGCACGCCGAGCGACUGGAACAGCGAACUGGACGGGGACCGGCAGGCGCCGAUGCUGCAGAAGCCUCCACACCAAGAUGGCCUGAAACCAGAGGGCAUAGACAGAGAUGUUUGGCUCCAUCAGAAGAUGAAAAACACCAACUAUCUGACGGAAUAUGACCUCUCAGAAUUUGAGAACAUCGGUGCCAUCGGACUGGAGCUUUGGCAGGUGAGAUCCGGAACCAUCUUCGAUAACUUCCUGAUCACAGAUGAUGAAGAGUACGCUGAGAAUUUUGGCAAGGCCACCUGGGGUGAAACCAAGGGCCCAGAAAGGGAGAUGGAUGCCAUACAGGCCAAGGAAGAAGUGAAGAAGGCCCGAGAGGAAGAUGAGGACGAGCAGAUGAUGGGCAGGUUUGGUGGGAGAGAAAAUAUCUUCAAAGGAUUCCACAAGAGGAACGAACUUUAG
Molecule: messenger RNA, 1158 nt
Organism: Eubalaena glacialis (North Atlantic right whale)
Lineage: Eukaryota; Metazoa; Chordata; Mammalia; Artiodactyla; Balaenidae
Gene: CALR3
Product: calreticulin 3
Exons: 9
Coding region: 1-1158 (385 amino acids)
Biological process (GO): protein folding
Cellular component (GO): endoplasmic reticulum membrane; endoplasmic reticulum
Molecular function (GO): calcium ion binding
Source: RefSeq, a predicted model, not a curated record